Messenger RNA from Anisakis simplex (herring worm), 651 nucleotides. NCBI's taxonomy places the organism in Eukaryota, Metazoa, Nematoda, Chromadorea, Rhabditida, Anisakidae. The record is from the annotation of a GenBank genome assembly.
UUGAAGGCGUCAAAUGGUACAGACAACAAGGAAGAAAAAGAGAAGAGUAACGAACAAACGAAAACAGAAGGCGAUGGAAAGGAAAAAGAAGGAAAGCUACCGGAAAGACCACCAGUGGAUCUGUUCAGAGCGAUUUUCGCUGAUAGUGACGAUGAUGAUAUCGAAGAUGUAGGAGAGGAUGCGAGUGAUAAGGAGAGGGACACUGAUAAAAAUAAGAACGAAUCUGGAGGAUUGAAACAGUAUGGGCCGUCUCUAGACAGUGAACGACUGAAUGGAGAAGUGAAUGAGAGAAGUGUUGGAAGCUUGAAUGAGAGUAGCAAGGUGGAGGAUAAUUUGAAACAAAAAUUUGUGACCGUUAUGGACAUCGUUGACUCAGAUGAUGAGGAGUUCGGUCCUGCCCCACCUCCAGCCUCUUCAGUUGCAAAGCCUCAACCAGCACUUCCGGCUGUCUCGGUGAUUCAACAGAAUCGUGAGCAUGAAAGAAAAAAGAAGAAACACCACAGAAAAGAGGAAAAGAAACGUAAAAAAGAUCGGAAAAGAAAGAAAAGUGCUGAGCACCAUUCCCAUAAAAAACAUUCGAAACAUCGUAAACACAAACGAAGCACUACGGAUACGGAUGAUGGAUCGAGCAGUGUCGUAUCAACCGAUUGA